Pectinophora gossypiella (pink bollworm) is the source of this 6626-nucleotide messenger RNA. It is a transcript of the gene FDL, whose product is annotated as probable beta-hexosaminidase fdl. Gene Ontology annotation, molecular function: beta-N-acetylhexosaminidase activity. The record is from RefSeq and is a predicted model, not a curated record. Gene Ontology annotation, cellular component: membrane. Gene Ontology annotation, biological process: carbohydrate metabolic process; ganglioside catabolic process; glycosaminoglycan metabolic process. The transcript has 5 exons. Bases 675 to 2585 code for a protein of 636 amino acids. Lineage: Eukaryota; Metazoa; Arthropoda; Insecta; Lepidoptera; Gelechiidae.
CUCUGUCGUGUAAAGUGCCCGUGCCGCGACGCGUCUCGCUCGCUCGCUGGCAGUUGCUUUCCCCGGGCCAAGCGAAAAAUACAUCGUAUGAUUUUUGUAACUAAAUCACGAAUAAUUUCCAAUUAUCAUAUUCGUGGUUUAUCCAUAGAAAGCUGCGUAUUUUUAUUGAAAUUCGAAGAACUUUCACUAUUCCGUUGCUUAUAAGGUUAUCUACUGUAUGUCAAGUGUCAAAUCAAACUCAAAAAGUGCUGUUGUUUUGGCUGACUUUCCCGUGAUUUACUGAUGAUUUUUAUAAAUUUCUAACAAAAACAAUUGUUUACAGUGUGGUGACAUUAAGCAGAAUAUUCGGGCAAAAUCAGCUAGCCGGGUCUUUGUCUAAAACGAGUGACUGUGUUUGCGUGUUUGUUUCGAUGUAGUUUUUUUUAUAUAAAUAAUUGUGAUUUCGUAACGGCAGUUAGGUUUUUAUGAGCAGUAUUGUGUUGUGUGGCUUUUUGAGGCUCACUCGGUUGGAUUUUAACGGAAACGAGGACUAAACACAUCGCCUGCAACAUUCACAACAUGAACACUAUCGUCACAACGAUGUUGAAUUUAAAAUAAUGCUUUUCAAAUGCGGACAACAUAAAAUAACGCCACGUCAACAUUUUUAGAAAUUGUAAUGGUAGGGCGUUGUUGAAAUGAAGUCGUGGGGCGAAGCGCUGGGGCUUGGCGCGGGGGCGCAGUUCGCGCGCGUGGGGCGGCUGCGGCGCGCGCUUCUGUUGCUGGCCGCCGCCGCCUGUAUGGCCGCCGCCGUGCUCUACUGGCGCCAGCAGAACGACCAGGGCGGACACCGACCUCUGCAUAACCUCUACGCAGGUAUCGAGCCCCAAUGGACCUGGAUCUGCCGAAACGACCGCUGCGAGAGACUGCCGGCGUCGGAGUCGUCGACGCUGCAGUCGUUGCCCACCUGCAACAUGCUGUGCGCCUCCACUCAACUGUGGCCGCAGCCCACAGGUCCUGUCAGUCUCGCCACCGCGGCCGUCCCCGUCAACGUCGACGGAUUCUCACUCAAGAUCGUCACUUCUCCAAGCAGGGACGUCUCCACACACCUCACCGAUGCCUUCGCCUUAUUCAAAGAAGACCUUCGUUUGCUCGAACGCAACGGAGACGUCGGACGCGUCGCAGUCGGCAACCCGCGCGAACUCAUCGUUCGAGUAGCCAUCAAUGGAAGUGGAGAUCCUCGCAUGCUCCUCAGUACAGAUGAAAGCUACAAAUUAGCAGUACGACCCAUGGGAAACAAGCUAGUAGCAGACAUAUCGGCGCACUCGUUCUGCGGUGCGCGUCACGGCUUUGAAACUCUUUCACAACUUGUAUGGAUGGAUCCCUACGCCGGAUCCCUCUUAACUCUAGAAGCAGCUACCGUGCAAGACGCUCCAAAGUUCCAAUAUCGAGGGCUGCUCUUAGACACGGCAAGAAAUUACUUUCCUGUUAAUGAAAUUAUACGUACAAUAGACGCAAUGGCUGCUUGUAAACUAAACACAUUCCACUGGCAUGCCAGUGAUUCACAAUCGUUUCCUAUAAAAUUCAAUAGUGCUCCACAGCUGGCGCAGCAUGGAGCUUACGGGCAGGGGGCGAUUUAUACUCCAGAAGAUGUUAAAACUAUAGUGCGUCGAGCUCGAUUGCGAGGUAUUCGCGUGUUGAUAGAAGUAGACGCGCCCGCGCAUGUGGGCCGCGCGUGGGCGUGGGGCCCGCACGCGGGCCUCGGCCACCUAGCGCACUGCAUCGAAGUCGAGCCCUGGAGCGCUUACUGCGGGGAGCCACCGUGCGGACAACUCAAUCCUAAAAACCCUCAUGUAUAUGAUUUGCUCGAGAGAGUUUACGCUGAAAUAAUCCAAUUGACAGGCGUUGACGAUUUGUUCCACCUCGGCGGCGACGAGGUCUCAGAACGAUGUUGGGCGCAGCACUUCAACGAUUCAGAUCCCAUGGAUCUAUGGCUCGAAUUUACUCGGCGUGCUCUACAAUCUUUAGAGCGUGCUAAUGGUGGGAAAAUACCAGAAUUAACAUUGUUAUGGUCUUCUCGCCUCACACGCUCGCCUUACAUCGAACGUCUUGACAAUAAAAAGUUAGGUGUUCAAAUAUGGGGAUCGUCAAGAUGGCCGGAGUCAAGGGCCGUUUUGGACGCUGGGUUCCGGUCUAUUAUUUCACACGUAGACGCAUGGUACUUAGACUGCGGGUUUGGGUCGUGGAGGGACAGUUCGGAUGGGCACUGUGGCCCCUAUCGGUCUUGGCAGCAGGUUUAUGAGCAUCGACCUUGGGCAGAAGAGUCGCUCGCUAUGCCGAGCAUCGGGACUAAUGACGCCGGGUGGCACAUAGACGGGGGCGCAGCUUGCCAGUGGACAGAGCAGCUGGGCCCCGGCGGGCUGGAUGCGCGCGUAUGGCCGCGGACGACCGCUCUGGCAGAGAGACUGUGGUCGGACCGGGCGGAAGGAGCGACGGCCGACGUGUACCUGCGCUUGGACACGCAGCGGUCGCGACUCGUAGCGAAGGGCGUGCGUGCCGCGCCGCUGUGGCCGCGCUGGUGUUCCCACAACCCUCACGCUUGCCUCUAGCAUACAGACCCCGAUAUUCGUUAAACAAUCGCCGCUUCAAAGCGCUGAUGGUGCUAGUUGUGAACCGCCACCACCGAUGCGUGGUCUAUGAACUAAGCUUUGUCUUAUGAGUAAAAAAUACGGUCAAUAUUUCUCUGAAAUUACCAAUCGUACAUCUCAGUACUUGUACAUAAUAAAUCAAUAUCAUUGUUAACCGUAAUAAAAAUAUAAAUAGGUAGAUAGAAUAAUAUAGAAUUUGUACAGCGCUUACAGUAGGACUAGCUAGACUUUACUUAAAAUUAUAAAUUAAAAUUAAGCUGAGGUAUAUAGCUGAGAAUGCACUGUUUCACGAUUAUUAAGUGUAGUUAAUUAUAACAAUGUACCUAUUAAAAUUGGGUUAUGUACUUUUGGAAACGUGGUUGCAACGUAUAUUUGCCAAUAAAUAUUGUAUCCAUGACACACCAAAAAUACGUGACACCAUUAAAUCACAAAUAUGAGAAUCAUGUCACAAUUGCGGUAUUCUUAUCAAUUACGGUUUGUGAAUUUACAUAAUAAAUAAUGCUAAAUGUGUACAUAAUUUUAGAUAGAUAAUGCGCAUAUGACGUAACGUGUACAAACGGUAAGUAAUAUACUUAUGGAAUUAGAUGCAUUGACUGUGACACAAAUGUCUUUGACAAGUGAUACUAAUUUUGUGUGUGUUGAUGUUGACUAAUAAGUAGGCAAAACAUAAUAAUAGGACCCGAGUAGGUGGAGACAGAAUAUCAGUUGCAGGCAAGCAAAUCCUUUGAACGCGCCUUGUGAUCUUGACGAAAGACAGAAAAUAGCAGCCUUGGAAGAUUUGAUUGAUAUAGAGGCUUGGCGUCCUUGAAAACAACUUUUAUUCACUUUGCUUAUUGUACAUUUGCCGCAAAUGACAUUAAUUGCUUGGCCGGACAAAUGGGGAGCGUAGAGGGCUCUCAUUCGGUACUAAAAUAUAAAAUCAGCCUGAGAGUGCCCAUUUGUUCAACUGUUCCUUCUUGACAGGAGCUACGUUUGAAUAAGAAUAUACAUACAUAAACUCACGCCUAUUUCCCACCGGGGUAAGCAGAGACUAUGGAAUUCCAUUUACUUCGAUCCUGACACACUUCUCUUGCUUCCUCCACAUUCAUCAAUCGUUUCAUACAAUCACGCCCGUUGUGAGUCCAAUUUGGUCAGUAUACGUUCUUCUAGGUCUUUCUCUGCCAGCCCUACCAUCAACCUUCGCUUUAUAUACCGCUUUCGUAAUCCUAUUAUCCUUCAUCCAUUCUACGUGUCCAAACCAACUGAACAUCCCCUUCUCAAUCUUAGUCACUAUAUCGUUUUUUAAACCACGUCUCUCUCGUCUUUCUCUUAUUUUUAAAUAAGAAACAGUCUGUAUACGUCGCAUUGUUGGCCAUAGGCCUUAAAGAGGCCACCUCACCACUUGUUCCACUGAUGCUCCGUGUUGCUGUGGGUUGGUAGACAAACAGUGAAUUCAGGAAAGUUAGAACACAAGUGGUAGGAACUGAUUUUCCGAUGUAAAGGAUCAGAUUAUAUCAAUGAUGAAGAUUAUGAAGACGUCAACGCUAAAUCAUUAAAAGCGAUAGUUUUAAAAGGCCUGUGGUAAACAGUAGUGUGAAAAAGGUGCCAAAAUGCAAAUACCUAAGUUUAACUUUUGAUAAAAUCUUGCACUUGUUAUGUAAACAAAAUAUCUAAAACCGAUGUUUUUAGACAAAUUUCUCAAGGAUUUGCUUGCUUGUAAUACAAACCAUCAUAUAAGUAGAUUAUGGAAGUACCCUUUAAUUAAUAAGACAAUGCGAUACAACUGCUCAAUAAAUGCAGUUUUUUUUUAUCAAAACAUUAUCAGAGGUUAUUGGCCCUAAUUGACUUAAAUUGUAUAAAAAUAACAAAGGUAUAAUAAAAUGCAAUUAACAAAAUAAUUAGGUACCUAACACUAAUUGGAAAAUGUAAUAUUAAUGAAUGUAGUUUUAUAUUUUGAUAUGUAUUUAGACUUGUUCAAAAAACAGCAGCAAUAUAUCGUGGGAUUUUAACAUGUUACAUUUUAACUUUCGGCCAUUUUAUUUCAUCUCUCUUUGUCACUCUUAGUCUCCUAGUUACUUAGUGACGCUUUUUCAUUCUAACAAAAAUAAUAUAAUCAAAAGAUAAUAUUAUUAAUAAAAAAACUCUAUAAAAUAAUAUCUAUAUUUUGUGCGUGAUUAGGUAAGUCCCGUAAAUCUUUUAAUAGUUCUAUUAUAGAAGUUAUUCUUACCUAUGCUAUUAGAAAAAUGUAUUUCUAUCAAAGUCCGAUAAUUAUUCGAAGUUUAGAAAAAAAUACUUGUUAUAAAAUGGCAGCAUGUUAUCCUCGUGCGAUAUAUAUCGUAAAGCUUUACGUAGCUUAGAAACUGAUUUCUGAAACAUAUGUCACUUUAAUUCAUUACAAAACAUUAUUUUUAGAAACUGGUUAUUCGAACAUGUUUGUUAAAAAUCAUCAUGGUAGCGAUUUUUAUUUACAAAAUUUAUUUUUCUUUCAUUUUUUCUAUAGCAAAGUGGUUUAAAAUCAAUUUAAUUUUAUAUGUUAGAAUGUUUUGAGAUUAUUUAUUUAUAUCUACUUACUUAGUUUUUAGUGUGUAGAUACUCAUGUUCAAAUAUUUUACGUUAAAUUAUAUUUUAUAUAAUUCUUACAUUAUUUGAGUUCAAAGUUUGCGUGUCCGUUUCAUUAACGUUACCGAUAGGUACUACACAAAAAAAUAAAAUACGCUGCAGUUUAUACAAUUUAUUUUAUUAUCUAAUAGUAUUAUUUAUGAUUUCUUGUGCCAAAAACAUGUAUAAUAAAAUAACUUGAAUAACAGUUACAUAAUACGUAAGUACCUACCCAUUUAAUUUAUAAGUACCGAAUAGAACUCAUUUAUUUCUUAUUGACUUACUUAUCAUGUAUGUGUAUAUUUCCAAAUUUUUCCCUUCAAAAAUACACAAUGCAAACAUACAUACUGCCUACUAGGUACAACUUAUCCGUUUUACAUUUUGUCAUCGAUUGAAAUUCCCGCCAAAUGUUUUUUUUUCGUUUUCUUUUUAAUUCCGGCUAGUUUCAAUUUCGGCCAUUCAUUUUACCCGAUUAAAGAGUUUUUAGAUCAUUGAAAUAUCUAGAAAUGUUGCGGUCCCUAUUUUCUUUUGAGUUUUGAAGCACAUUUGACAACCAUUGUUUUGGUUUUCCAUUUUAUUUAAUCUAGUCGUGUGUAAACUCUUUGAUGUAUACUUGAUUGCUACUGUACUGCCCAGAGGAUCUUAAAUUAUUAGUCUGUAUUGUCAUGAAUUUUUUUCAUAACAAUUAUGGUAAUGCAUAAAAUCUAUACAAAGAAUCUAUGACAAAAUAUGAAUCAAAAAUAAAUAAAAUAUUUUAUUCCUUAUCUGAAACUUUCCAAAAAUUAUUCUAGAUAUAUCGCAGCUUUAAACUCAAAUAUUUUAAGAAUAGAGACAGAUAAUCAUUUUACACAGUCAGUUAUAUUAUAGGCGUCACAAAUAUCAUGAAAUCAUUUUACAACGGGUUAUUUUUGUGUAUUAGUAACUUUUGACACUUUGGUGGACGAGAAGGAAAAAAAUAUAUAUCUGUCAACAAUAAAAAUCUUAAAAUUAUAAGGUCUGUGCCGGUGAUCUUGAACAACUUUGCACGAGAAAACAUUGUGUCAAUGGUUAAGAAAACAUCGUCGACAGCCGAAAUGUUAAUACAAGAUUUUUAAUGUUUCUUGUCCUUGCCCUGUUGAUCCCUAAAAUUAUGAGUUGAUGUUGAUGGUAGAAGAUACCUAAAAUAAAUAUUAUAUUAUAGUAAUCCCCACUAGAAUGUUUUACUUUAUGCAGUGGGAGAAAUCGCUGAGGAUUUUUGUAAUAAUUAAUUCUUUUCACAGCUCAUAAUAUAAAUAAUAUAAUUGACUGUGUACAGUGUUCUACAAUUCCCUGAUAAGUAAGGAGUGAUGUAAUGUAACUGGCACAAUUUUGUACAUUUGUAUGUAAUGUUUGGUGCUACAGUGAUUUCCGUGGUGUACUUCUAUGAAAAUAAAAUAAAUGAAAUGA